This is a messenger RNA of Musa acuminata subsp. malaccensis (wild Malaysian banana), 811 nucleotides long. The record is from RefSeq and is a predicted model, not a curated record. NCBI's taxonomy places the organism in Eukaryota, Viridiplantae, Streptophyta, Magnoliopsida, Zingiberales, Musaceae.
GAAGUUCGAAAGUCCACAGAAGACUUUGAUAACCCAAAAAUCUGACAUGUAAGGUUGAGGAGAAUCCAGGGAGGAUCUAUCUUCCGGGCUAAAAUGUCCACGAUAAUCUGGCACGGGUGCUGAUUUGUAAAGAGUGUCUAUUGACUUAGCUUUGCCGUUUUAGUGGUGCAAAGAUAUACCCAGGCAAAGGUAUCAGAUUUGUUCGAUCAAACUCCCAGGUUUUCCUCUUUGCCAAUUCAAAAUGCAAGUCGUACUUUCACAACUGGCUGAAGCCUGCCAAGCUCAUCCGGACAGCAAUGUGCAGGAAGCAGCAUAAGAAGGACAUUCAUGCUGAAGCUGUAAAGAAGAGAUGUCGUACUACAAAGAAGCCUUAUUCAAGGUCAAUUGUUGGUGCUACUUUGGAAGUCAUUCAGAAAAAGCGAUCAGAGAAGCCUGAAGUUUGUGAUGCUGCUAGAGAAGCGGCUCUGAGAGAAAUCAAGGAACAGGUUAAGAAAACCAAGGAUGAAAAGAAAGCUAAGAAGGCUGAGCUAAUAGCUAGAUCUCAGAAGAGUACUCAGACGAAAGGCAGCAUGGCAAAGGCUCCACAAGGCCUUUAGUUUGGUGGCGGUGGUUGGAAGCGAUGAAAAUCAUAACGUUCUGUUCGUGUAUCCGAUUCUGCUUCAUACCUUUGUGGAGUCUUAACUGUCUAAAUUGUGUAACCUUCCCUACUUCUAAACAAUUUUCAUGAUGGUAGCGGCAUCUGGGAACUAACUGUUCUUGAAGGGAAAUUUUGGUAGUCUAAUACCAGUUUGCUUUGGUUGCUUUGCUCUCA